Pestalotiopsis fici W106-1 is the source of this 1464-nucleotide messenger RNA. RefSeq lists its product as uncharacterized. The transcript has 3 exons. The record is from RefSeq and is a predicted model, not a curated record. Bases 1 to 1464 code for a protein of 487 amino acids. Lineage: Eukaryota; Fungi; Ascomycota; Sordariomycetes; Amphisphaeriales; Sporocadaceae.
AUGGACUACUACAGCGACCUCGAAGUGCGAACCGAUCCUCAGCAUGACCCUGAGCAAAGGCAAUACGCAGGGACAGCGCCGCUGGCGCAGGAGCAAAAAGCGAUUAUGCCGGACGAGGAUCUUCGUGCAAGUGCCCCAAAAAUAUACGUGCCGGAUCCAACGCGAGCCCCGGAGCCUGUGUAUCCUGAUCAACACUUGGAUGAAAGCGGGCAUAUUUAUAAAGAAGUUGCGCCGGGGGAAGAAAGAGUGACAUCCGAGACUGGCAUCCUCAAGCGAAAAGUCUGGGGUUUGCCGCGGCGCAGAUUCUUUACAAUUCUAGCAGUCGUGUGUUUUGCUAUCCUUGGCAUCGUCGCUGGUGUGGUCGGCGGCGUGCUAUCUCGUCGGCAUCAGUCGUCUGACAAACCGCCGUCGGAGACGCCAACCACCGCGUCAAACAGUUCCGCGUCGGCCCAGGCCAUCAACGUGAUGGACAUCUCUUCGCUGGCCGCGGCGAAUUGGACAGAUGCACAUGGCAUCACGCAUCGGUCUGUCUUCUUCCAAGAUCCGUUUAAUGCUGUUAUCACACGACGCUGGGACGCAGUAAAUCAAACAUGGGCGACUGACAACCUGACGGAUAUUAUUUCACGCAGAUCGACCUUGCUGUUCCCGGCGCCAGGCACGCCUCUAACGGUCGCAGCUCUCGAUCGGCCGAAUAAUUAUAGCAUGCCAGAAUCGAUGCAUCUAUAUUUCGGAACUCCGGAUAACCAGGUAAUGGAUGUGGUAACAGAAGAUCCUCUAGGAGACCCGAGCAAUUGGUACAACGGGCCCUACGUGGGAAAAGCCAAAGUAUCGUUCCUGCCCGGGUCGCGGAUGGCGGCGAUUUGGCGGCGCUCUGCCAACGGCUCCAACGGCGAUUAUGGCAUCGCGUAUCAGGCAAACGACGGAAUCCGCGUCCUGAACAGCACAGACUGGUAUCAUGGCCAUCUCGCGCUCUCACGUGGACAAGUUCUCGGCAACGCCACAUUGACGUUCCUGCCGCAGUACUACAUGGACAACCUUGUUGGGCUCAGUCUCAUUAGCCAAACGUUCAAGAGCGAAGCGCCGGCGGGCGUGAUCUCAGUGACGACCUACAACAAGACGUGGUCCUUGGAAACAACCGAGAUUAUAGACGAACUGGAGGGAGAUCGCAACGAUCAAAAAGUCAUAGCUACCAAGUGGGGAAGCUGGUCCAGGAACCUAUGCUACGUCUUGAACAAGGACGGGGCGAUGAAGGGAGCCUGGUGGGACGGCAUGAAGAAUGCGACCGUCCAUAAGUUGCCUUCUAUCACGAUUGAGGGCGGUCCGGCUACAACUAACUUCUCUGCCGUUGCCUUUACGCUGGAUGCCACGUUUUACGGCAUCACGGGCGAUGAGAUACACGAAUAUUCGGUCGACAGCUCGAACGCGGCGUUAUUACAUCAUACGGGGAGAGUGUAUCCACAGUGA